GCAGAAAAAAUAUUUUUGGUUUUUAAUUUUUUAGGUCCUCAAAUGUUCAAUUUGUAUCGUAUAUAUAGCCGAUCUCUACAAAUUGUGAUUUUAUUCUAAAGUCCAUUCUUGUUUGGAGACCAAAUGAAGGGGAUAGAGGUUUUAACCAAGAGAAGCUACAUCCGAACAUUGUCAUUACCUUGCACUCUUAACUGUUACAGCAGAACAAAAUAUAUUUAGAAUUUCCAGCAGUAUGGCUCAUAAGAGACUGGAGAAUACAUUAAUGAUUCAAACAGGUGUCUCAGACUGCUUCGAUGUCGGAACAAGAUUUAGUAAUAUCCACCCCCUUGGCUAUGGAGGCAAUGGUCUUGUCUUUUCUGCUAUAGACAAAACGAACAAUGAAAAAGUUGCGAUUAAAAAGAUAGGUUUCAAUGACAGAAAAAGCUGUCAGUAUGCUCUCAGGGAAAUCAAAAUAUUGCUGAAAUUUGACCAUGAGAACAUCGUGAAAAUUCACGAACUACUUGGACAGAAUGGAGAAAAUCUGCAUGUUCAUAACACAAAUAAUAAUCCAGAUUUGAAGUCUGUCUACUUGAUUCAGGAAUUGUUAACAACAGACCUUCAUAGAAUUUUACAACAUGAAGUGCUCCAUCAGGAUCAUAUACGCUUGUUUAUGUACCAGAUACUAAGGGGUCUGAAGUAUGUCCACUCUGCCAAUGUGAUACAUCGAGAUCUGAAACCUCUAAAUCUGCUUGUCAAUCUAGAGGAUAUGGUUGUAAAGAUUGCUGAUUUUGGGUUGUCUAGAGUCCUGGAUCCAUACUAUUCACACAAAGGUUUUCUCACAGAGAAUGUGGGAACAUGCUGGUAUCGUGCCCCAGAGUCAAUCCUGACCCCCAAGAACUAUAGCAGUGCAGUAGACAUAUGGGGGGCUGGAUGUAUAUUCGCUGAAAUGGUCCAAGGACAACCUCUGUUCACAGGCGCACAUGAAUUUGACCAAAUAUGCCAGGUGUUGGAUGUUAUAGAGCUGACAGACCAGGAUUGGACUAAUGUAUUAAAUGUUGUGCCUAACAAAGUACUCAAGAACCAUCCCCUUGCAGCAAGAUCCUCAAUACGCCAAAAACUACCAAAGGUUGACUCACAAGUUAUUGAUCUCAUAGAGGGGCUCUUAUGUUUUGACCCCAGUAGUCGGCUGACAGUCUCAGCUGCAUUAAGUCAUCCUUAUAUGCAGCCCUACCAUGAGCCCGGAGAUGAACCCACCAUAGCUCAGCCAUUCCAUAUUGAAGAUGAGGUUGAUGAUAUUCCAGCAUUAUCACUCAGGAAAAUGAUUUGCUGUCAAGCUCUCAAGAAAAACACCCAUACCCCCAACAAUACCCAGCCCCCCACAGAUGACAGAUUUCAACUUCGCCAUUAUACAGCUAGUGAUGGAAGUGAAUGGGAAGAAAUCGAAAAUGCCAAGAAUAUGUAUAAUUCGCAAGAAAACCUCAAUAAGUUAUCCCAUUCACAAGAAAAUCUUAAGAACAUGUACAAUUCACAAGAAAGCUUGAAAAGCCUAAACACUUCCAAUGAAAACAUCAAGAAUGCAUCAAAUAGAAAUGUGAACCAAUUUACAAGUAAUGAAGGCAGACCACAAGAAAAUCUUGAUAGCAGUUUUGAGGUAAUCGAACUAUCAGAUGUUGAACUAAUGGAGAAUUUGAGAAAUAUGGCAUUGAGUGAAAAUAAUGAUAAAAAUACUUCUAAUGAUGAUGGGAAAAUGAAACAGCAAAAAUAUUUAUCAAAAGAGGAUCUGACUCAGCUAGAAUGUGAGAAAGACAUAAUGGAACUCUCAAUGGAGAAAUUGGCUGAAGAAGAAGAGAUAUCCCAUAAUGCAUCAGCAGUCACAGCAGACGAUGAUGACAAUAUCAUGGCUGAAAUUAUUGAUGCUUGCCUUGAAAAUGUUGAAAUAGCUAACAAUGGUGAUGUUAUUGACAAUGAAAAUGAUGCAGAUGGUCAAUCAUCUUCCGUUUUUAACCAGUUAACAAUCGAAAUAACAGAGAACAAGAAUUUGAACAGAAACUCAGUUGAACAAAAUCAACUGUCCCCUAGGUCCAAAGAACUUAUGGAACAGCACAACAGGGAGGUUGCUAUGCGUGAAAAGCAGCAAACUAGAAACAGCCCUAGUAGUUUAGAUAGCCCUCGUGCAUUGGAGCUUAACGCACCACCUGAUGGUAAUAAUAAAAAUUCCCAAGGUGCAACAAGAGCUCGUAAAUCAAGUGGCAGUUCAAUAGAUUCAGAUGGGUUAACUGAAAAGGAACGAUAUCUGUUACAACUAGAAGAUGAGGAGAUCAAUAAAUGUCAAAAUGAUAAGCAACAGUCGGAAAAGGUGGUUAGGAAUUAUGAUGAACUUUACAGACUACCAACUGAUCACCUUCACAAUCGAAGAAACUCUAAUGAAAUGGGCAAACUGAGAAUGAUGAAAAAACCAAAGCGAUCAAAAAUGAAUGAAGAUGCCAAUGAAAAAAUCCGUCUAGAACUUGCAUCCCCUCUUUAUCGUGACCCAAAUUUUCACAGUUCACUACAUGGCCACCAAUUGCCACUGGUGUCUCGUUUCCCUGGAAUAGAUAAUUUCCAUGAUAACAGUAACUAUGGGUACACAAGUUAUACAACCAAUCAACAGAUGAACAAUCAGGACAAUAAUCAGCGUUCACAUAUAGGUGGCGCUUGUGGAGGAAAUGGAGAAAAGUCACCACCUAUGAAAAACUCCCCCAGAAAUUAUGACAUUAAAGAUAAUGAGCAAAAUUGAUGAUACUAACCACAUAUGUGUCUAAAAAGUAAGCUGCACAUGCAAUAUCGUACCGUGCCAAUGAUUUGUCAAUUAUUGAUGAUCACACUACAGCAUAGCUAAAAUCAAUUAUAUAAAAUAACCUCUUUUAGCCUACAUUUACCUCAUCUAUUGAUUUUGCCUCCCCUCAUUUCUAUGUUCUGAUAGAUGAAAGAAUCAUCUGUAAACUAAAGAGUACUGAUGAAGUCAGACUCUUGGUAAGGGUAUGAUCUAUCAAAACAUAGUCCAUCUGCCAGUAGAGACAUGAACAUUUUAUAAAGAAUCCAUCUUGGGUUCUUUCUAAAAACACAUUUUACUUUUGAAACUCAAUAAAUAAUCUAAAAAUGGAUAUAAAAACCUCUUUAACAGAUUUCUCUUAUAUAAUGUCUACUGGCAGAUUAAGUUCACAAAUGAAUGAGAUCAGAGUAUAUAACCUUUUGGGGUGGAUGAUCGAGUAGCCAAGCCAAGGCAUCAAGUCUGUGGCCUCACCCCAGCUUUUGAUUUAUCUCCCUACCUAGAAGUCGAAAAGAUGUGUACCUAGCUGUAUGUAAUUGGGGCAUAAACUUGAUGCCAAACUACAUUAUUGCCAGGAUAUAACCUUAUACAGGGGCGUAGCCAGCUUUCAGUCAGGGGGGG
Molecule: messenger RNA, 3409 nt
Organism: Owenia fusiformis
Lineage: Eukaryota; Metazoa; Annelida; Polychaeta; Sabellida; Oweniidae
Source: the annotation of a GenBank genome assembly